GCGGUAACAUCUGUUGUUGAAAAAGUUCCGUCAUGAAAGUUGGUGAUGGUCAAUAGAUCACCUCAUGAGGUAUAAACAAAGUGGAAAAUGGUUUAACAUACUUGAUAAUAAUAAUGGAAGAGAAACCCCAGUUAGCAGACUACGAUUAUCUAAUUAAACUUCUAGCUUUGGGAGACUCUGGAGUCGGAAAAACGACAUUCUUAUACCGAUAUACUGAUGGAAAGUUUAUAGAAGAAUUUAUAUCUACAGUCGGCAUUGAUUUUCGAGAAAAAAGAGUGGUUUAUCAUGCUAAAAAUCCCGAUGGCAGCAAACAAAAUCGUGGCCAACGUGUCCAUCUGCAAUUGUGGGAUACAGCUGGACAAGAGAGAUUUCGCAGCUUAACAACAGCAUUUUUUCGUGACGCUAUGGGCUUUUUAUUGAUGUUUGACCUAACCCACGAGGAAUCUUUCGUGAACGUUCGCAGUUGGUUGUCACAGUUACAAACGCAUGCGUACUGCGAAGAUCCUACUAUAGGUAAGACUCCAUUUGUUUUGAUUGGCAACAAGUGUGAUCUGAAUGAGCGUCAAGUGGAUGAAAGCUCUGCUAGACAACUUGCUGAAACACUAGGAAUAAAAUAUUUUGAAACUAGCGCCAAGACUGGUGAGAAUGUCAACGAAGCCGUCGAUGCAUUACUGGAACAAGUAAUGGAUCAAAUGGAGAAAUGCGUCGAUAAAGCAACUCUUCCUCCCGGCUUAACAAAUGGAGUUGAGAGAGGUCACAAACUACAAGAGGUAGAUGAAGCCCAUGAAGAAAGCAAAAAUGGAUGCGGUUGUUAGCAAAUUGUCUGUUGCGAUGUCUUUUUUAAAGUUCUUUGAAAUGAUGCGACUUCAGUGUUAGUCGAAAUGGUAGACACGCCAACAUUUUUCUACCGAUGCAGUGUUACAAACAUUAUAUUCAUCAGAAGAGACUCCGUCGAGUUAUUCAAUUCUUCCUUAUUUAGAAUCAGUUGGCUAUAUUACUAUAGACUUCUGACCAAUAGAUAUUUUUUUCGGUUGUCUUAAAGUGAUCGAAAAUUCUUAACAUUUAUUUUUGAUAUACUGUGUUGAUGUGUUUCUACUAACCACUGGCUUUGGCAAUUUUUAACUCCAUAUACGAAGAUUUUCCUCUUCUAAUAAGACAUUUUGUCUUUUAAAAAGUCUGACUUAUUUAGCAAGGUUUUUCUUGUUACUGAUUUUUGUUGAAGGCCUAAGUAGGAUGACAAAAAAUAUCUUGUCUAUAUUCAACUGUGUCAUUGGCAGAACAGAUUUUCUCUUUCAAACGUUUUUCUUUUCGCCAAAAACGCAACGAAUUUAGCGACUGUUUACGUUCGCGAAAAGAUUCUUCUCGGGCAGUAUUUGUUUUUUAUUUUGUAAUAGAAAUGUAUAUUAUUUCAUAUUUAUUUUUGUUUAUUAUCUGGGGAAUAUAAAUGAUACUGUUA
Hydractinia symbiolongicarpus is the source of this 1456-nucleotide messenger RNA. RefSeq names its product ras-related protein Rab-27A-like. The transcript is spliced from 5 exons. Gene Ontology annotation, molecular function: GTPase activity; GTP binding. The coding region runs from base 114 to 815 and encodes 233 amino acids. Lineage: Eukaryota; Metazoa; Cnidaria; Hydrozoa; Anthoathecata; Hydractiniidae. The record is from RefSeq and is a predicted model, not a curated record. Gene Ontology annotation, cellular component: melanosome; secretory granule. Gene Ontology annotation, biological process: positive regulation of exocytosis; melanosome transport.